AUGUCAGAGCUUAAAAUGCGACCACCAUAUGGAGAGACUGGUCCAGAGAAGGGAAUCAAAGAGGAAGUUAAUGAGCAAGAUAUGUCAGAAGAGUCUCCAAGUGAUUGCAGAAAUGGAGCUAUCCAGACAAACAAUGAAAAUAGUCUUGUAAAAACAGAACUACAGUCCCAAUCACAAGAUGUAGAGCCAGAGCCUGAAGAGGGAAUCAAAGAUGAUAUGACCGUACAAAGGAAGUCAGAAGAGAUUUUGAAUGAUUACAGUACUGGAGAUACCAUGAUAGCUGUAAAAACAGAAGAUACUAAAUCUGAAGAGAAAACCGUAUACACUGUGUCCAAAACAUAUCAACAUAAUGAGCAGCAGUCAGGUGGUGAUCAUAAACCAGUGACCGAUUCAUCCAGUCACAAGGCAGAAGAAAACAAAGGUUGCCUUCGAAUGACGAAAAAGCUCCUGCGAGACAUCUGCAAACAGCAAAAAUUAUACAUGACCCCAUGUUUGAAUGACACACUAUAUUUACAUUAUAAAGGAUUUGACCGCCUUGAGAAUCUUGAAGAGUAUACAGGAUUAAAGUGUCUAUGGCUUGAAUGCAAUGGUUUAACAAAAAUUGAGAACCUGGAGGCUCAGACAGAGUUGCGCUGCCUGUACUUGCACCUCAAUUUAAUUAAUAAAAUUGAAAACCUGGAACCCCUGCAAAAGCUGGAUUCGCUUAACCUCAGUAACAAUUAUAUCAAGAUCAUUGAAAACCUCUCUUGUCUGAGAGUUCUGCACACUCUGCAGAUUGCUCACAAUAAGUUACAAACAGUGGAAGACAUACAGCACUUGCAGGAGUGCCCAACUAUCUGUGUCCUUGACCUUUCUCACAACAAGUUAGAUGAUCCAAAUAUUCUAAAUAUCCUGGAGACCAUGCCUGAUUUGCGUGUGCUGAAUUUGAUGGGAAAUGAAGUGAUUAAGAAAAUUCCUAAUUAUAGAAGGACACUUACUAUUCGACUAAAACAGUUAACAUACCUGGAUGAUAGGCCAGUUUUUCCAAAGGACAGAGCCUGUGCAGAAGCCUGGGCCAUGGGUGGGCGUGAAGCAGAGAAGAGUGAAAGGGAAAAAUGGGAGACCAGAGAGAGAAAGAAGAUCCAAGACAGCAUUGAUGCGCUAACAGCGAUCAGGCGAAAAGCUGAAGAGAAGAAAAGACAAAGGGAAAAGGAAGAAAGAGAGAUACUUAGAAAGUGUGAAAAUAGAGGCACAACAGAAGCCCAGGAAGGAGAGGUUCCACCCACAAGUUACAGCAGCGAUGUGAGUAACAAUACUUCAGGGAUUUCAAAUGCUUCUGAAGAGACAGAAACUCAGAAGAUUAAGAAAUUUGUAAAUGAAAGCAUGGAGGCCCAUGAUGAAGUUUUAGCUGAAACAUCAAGUAAAGAAGAUCUGGAUAGCCUGCAUACUAACGUUACCAGUAACAUUCAGAAGGAUGGGCAAGAAGCUAAUUCUCACAAAUGCCCAAAUUUCAGUACUAAUGAAGAAGCGAUACUAGUAGGGAAUAUGGCUACCGAAGGUGCCCUGGUUACUGAACUGGAUGAGUCUGCAGAAACAGAGCAAAUUAAACUGGAGAUACCAGAGAAGCUUUUCAUUGAUGAACUGCCUGAUUUAGAAGAUGUGGAUGUUAGUGAAUUCUCACCAGUAGAGGAAAACUCAAUCAGAAAGCAAGCAUGUCAUCCAAAGAUUGAAAUCAUUUCUGAAGUGAGUGAUGACAAGGACUCUGCAUCAGAGGAAAACAAAACCUUAUUUGGGAACUCAAUAACAGAAGAGAUCCCAACAGCCAUCUUUUCAAAUAUAUGUAAGGUACCUGAAGACAGUCAAAGGGAAACCACAAGACUCCUUGUAGAAGGUUUAGCAGAGCCUUGGAGUCCAGAGAGCGACUUAGAGAGCAAAGUUAAACAAGCCAAACCUUUGAAACCAUUGAUACAAGAGAUUAUUGCUGAACCAAUGGAUGAGAUACUGACAUCAGCAGCCUACAAUAAAGUGGAUGACCUAACCCCAGAGGAAUUGGACAACAAAGACAGUCACAUUAAACCCUCCUGCCCUGAGAAUAGCACUGCGGACAAAACAGUGCAGUGCCUGGCAGAAAAUGGAGGAUCCCCUCAUAAACCACAAGAAGAUAACGAGGACAUCGAAUAUGGAUUAGAUUAA
Messenger RNA from Emys orbicularis (European pond turtle), 2172 nucleotides. It is a transcript of the gene DNAAF1, whose product is annotated as dynein axonemal assembly factor 1. Lineage: Eukaryota; Metazoa; Chordata; Testudines; Emydidae. The record is from RefSeq and is a predicted model, not a curated record. The coding region runs from base 1 to 2172 and encodes 723 amino acids. Gene Ontology annotation, molecular function: protein binding. The transcript is spliced from 13 exons.